Molecule: messenger RNA, 1482 nt
Organism: Aspergillus glaucus CBS 516.65
Lineage: Eukaryota; Fungi; Ascomycota; Eurotiomycetes; Eurotiales; Aspergillaceae
Product: glycoside hydrolase family 72 protein
Exons: 3
Coding region: 1-1482 (493 amino acids)
Biological process (GO): fungal-type cell wall (1->3)-beta-D-glucan biosynthetic process
Cellular component (GO): fungal-type cell wall; cytoplasm
Molecular function (GO): 1,3-beta-glucanosyltransferase activity
Source: RefSeq, a predicted model, not a curated record
AUGCGCGUCUCUACCUUGGCUGGAAUAUCUCUGUUGUCAGGGUAUGCUGUCGCCAGUGUCCCAACCAUUGAAACCAAAGCAAAGGACUACAACGGCGGAGGAGCCGGGGGCACAGGCCAAACAAGUGACACCAGCUACACAGACCCUCUCUCCAAUGUCUCCAAUUGCGAGCGCGACAUCCCCUAUCUAACAGAGCUGCGGACAAAUGUCAUCCGGACGUACACCGUCGAUCUAUCAGCGAACCACGAUGCAUGUAUGCGGAAGCUAGCCGAUGCAGGCAUCUAUGUCAUAACCGAUCUGUCGUCCCCCGCUGUUUCGAUCGAAGCCAACUCGCCGGACUGGACGGUCGCGCAGUACGAGCGGUAUACUGCUAUAGUCGACGCGUUCCAGAAGUAUGAUAAUGUCAUUGGUUUCUUCGUUGGCAAUGAGGUUGCCAAUCAGGUGAACCAGACCAAUACUGCUGUGUUUGUAAGGGCUGCGGCGAGGGAUAUGAAAUCGUAUAUCAAGCAGAAAGGGUACAGAGAGUUUUUGGGUAUUGGGUAUGCAACCACUGACCAGGAAGAUAUUCACAUGCCGCUGUCCGAUUAUCUGAACUGCGGGGACCAGUCAACCGCACUUGAUUUUUUCGGCUUCAACAUCUACGAGUGGUGCGGCGACCAGACGUACCAAACAUCUGGCUAUGAGGACCGCACCGACGAGUACCACAACUACUCCAUCCCAGUCUUCUUCUCCGAGUACGGCUGCAACACCGUGAAGCCCCGCAAAUUCAGCGACGUCCCCGUGCUAUUCGACCCUCAGAUGAAUGACGUUUGGAGCGGCGGCAUCGUCUACAUGUACUUCGAAACCGAUAACGACUACGGCCUCGUCUCCGUUGACAGCAACUCUGUCACCCCCGAGGUUGACUUCAGCUACUACUCCAAGGAGAUCCAGAGUGCCACUCCCAUUGGAGUCAACAGCGUCAGCUACACCCCAACCAGCACCCCGCGCGCAUGUCCCACCGUUGACGACACCUGGCUCGCACAGGCAAGCCCCUUGCCCCCUACCCCCAACUCAAAGCUUUGCUCCUUCUGCGGAUACGGCGUGCACAUCUGUGACGGCAUUUCUCACAACGCAACCACGGGAGAGUAUGGCGCCUACAGCAUCUGCGCCAGCAAGGACCAGCUAUCUCAGGCGUUCAAGCGCUACUACGAGGGCCAGAAGAAGAGAAAGUCGGCGUGCGAUUUCAACGGAGCAGCGAGAUUUCAAUCGCCUAAAGGCCAGUCGGGUGACUGUAAGUCGCUUAUCAGUCAGGCUGGUGGAUUGGUUGGGACUGGCACGGUCACUUCUAGCCCUACUGGAGGUGGUACUGCUGCCGCGUCCUCCACGUCUGAGGGUGCUGCUGCUGGCGGAAUUAGGGCUGUUGCGGUCCGUGGGAAUAGAUGGUUUGGUGUGGUGUCUCUCGUUGUGGCUGUUGUGGUUGGCUCCUUAAUGGUGGUGUUUUAG